This is a messenger RNA of Equus quagga, 2645 nucleotides long. It is a transcript of the gene WDR5B, whose product is annotated as WD repeat domain 5B. Lineage: Eukaryota; Metazoa; Chordata; Mammalia; Perissodactyla; Equidae. The transcript has a single exon. Gene Ontology annotation, molecular function: protein binding. The record is from RefSeq and is a predicted model, not a curated record. Bases 442 to 1557 code for a protein of 371 amino acids.
GCGGUUCAGCCCGCUGUCUUGGUGGGUGUCGAGGUUGUGCGGUACUGCUGGUCUCUGACAACAGUAGUCGGUGGCCUGGACCUCAAGUAUCGGCGGGUACGCAGGUUUUCUCUUAGCUUUCGAAGUCUUCUGUUUAGGGCGGUGAUUCACUGAAGUACCUGAAGUGUGUCGGACUGGUAGGGCCGUUCGGUGUUCUCAAACAUUUCCGAGGUGGGUGGAAGGGCGGCGAAAACUACUUUCUGUAUCGCGGCUGCGGACAGUUCUGUACGUUGGCGAAAUACCCAGCAGUGGUGCCUGACUUGCGACAGCGCACAGAAGACUUUUAAUAGUAUUUUUCAGGUAUUUGUUGACGAAGGAGGAAGCGAGGACAGAGGUCCAACCUGUGCUGCCGAGUCAGUGUAUAUCGUAGUUUAGAGACCACCCGGAAGUUAGAAUCAUUAAAUGACCAGUUUUUUUGAGUCCGAUGUUUUUAUCUUCACUUUGCUGGGCAGAUAUCCAAAAUACUGGGCUGCCGAGUCCAGGGCCGCUCGCCUAGCCAACCUACUGACUCGGAGCUUCAGAGCCAUGGCGGCGAAGGAGUCGGGCGAUGCCGGAGCGGAGUCGGCCCUCUGCCCAUCAGCCAAUCCGAGCCAGCAAGCCUCUGAAAAACCAAACUAUGCCCUCAAGUGUACUCUCGUGGGACACACGGAAGCCGUAUCAUCAGUUAAGUUUAGUCCUAGUGGAGAAUGGCUAGCAAGUUCUUCGGCUGAUAAAGUAAUUAUUAUUUGGGGAGCCUAUGAUGGAAAAUAUGAGAAAACACUUUAUGGUCACAGUCUGGAAAUAUCAGACGUUGCGUGGUCAUCAGAUUCCAGUCGUCUUGUUUCUGCCUCAGAUGAUAAAACUCUAAAGAUUUGGGAUGUGAGAUCUGGAAAAUGUUUGAAAACGCUGAAGGGGCACAGUAAUUAUGUUUUUUGCUGUAAUUUCAAUCCACCAUCCAACCUCAUCAUUUCAGGAUCUUUUGAUGAGAGCGUGAAAAUAUGGGAGGUGAAAACAGGAAAGUGCCUCAAGACUUUGUCUGCUCAUUCUGACCCAGUUUCUGCUGUUCAUUUUAAUUGUAGCGGGUCCUUGAUAGUGUCAGGUAGCUAUGAUGGUGUCUGUAGAAUCUGGGAUGCUGCAUCAGGUCAGUGUUUAAAAAUGCUUGUUGAUGAUGAUAAUCCUCCAGUCUCUUUUGUAAAAUUUUCUCCGAAUGGUAAAUAUCUUCUCAUUGCAACUUUGGACAAUACUCUCAAACUAUGGGAUUAUAGCAGAGGCAGAUGCCUGAAGACAUACACGGGUCAUAAGAAUGAGAAAUACUGCAUAUUUGCCAAUUUUUCAGUUACUGGUGGAAAGUGGAUUGUGUCUGGUUCAGAGGAUAACCUGGUUUACAUUUGGAACCUCCAGACUAAAGAGAUUGUACAGACAUUACAAGGUCAUACAGAUGUCGUAAUCUCAGCAGCUUGUCAUCCUACAGAAAACAUCAUUGCAUCAGCAGCAUUAGGAAAUGACAGAACAAUUAAACUGUGGACGAGUAACUACUAAACCCUUUAGAAAUCUAGUAGUAGAGCCAAGUUGGCAAAAAAAGUUAGGUAUUCAAAAGAUGGUUUCCCUUAAUUUUGGCACGGUUUUGUAUUUCUUUUUAAUAUUGCCUUGGUUUUAAGAUUUUAAUACCUAUAACCUAAAUUUACAAAGCAAGACAGUUGGAAAAGCAAGUCUAGAACCUAGGGCUUCUGACUUUUAAUCUUGAGGUCUGUUAUUAAUCUCAUGUCUGUCCCUGAACAGAUUCCCAUUCUGUUUCUCUCAAUGACUGUUCUAGAGGAUCAGUACAUUUGAGAAAUAUUUAGAAGGUUCAGAAAACAAGACGACUGAUUAAAUGUGGGUAGCUAGGGAGUUUGGAAUAACUCCUAGGUUUUUGGUUUGGGAGAUCAGAGGACUAAGAGCAUAAGCCUGCCUGGGACGGUGGUGGACUGGAGACAGAAGAUGCCUCUCACACACUUUGAUAGCUUACAUGAUGGGAUAUGAAAUGGUCUGUGUAAUCAAGUCUGUAAAUUGGGAAAAAUAAGCCACAGUUAGGUUUCUUCUGAGAGUCUGAAAUUUUUAAGGUUUUAUCAAGAUUACAACCAGAAACAAACCAAAACAUUAUGAACGACAUUUUACUGAAGGACCUCUCACUACCUUGUCAGAUUGUGCCCUCUCCUGAUGUUCAGGCAAGCUAAAUGUGUGAACGGUGAGGCUGCUCCCUUCCCUUAUGUGUCUGACCUACUAAUUCCUGCCCAUGCUUCAAGUUCAGUUCAGAAGUCACCACUGUGGAGCCAUCACAGCUGUUAGGUUUUCUUGCUUCUUUCUAUAGCUCCUGUUAUACAACUAGAAUGUCAUUUACUAAUUUGUAUUGUAAUGGUUUCAUGGGCCAUGUUUCCAGUAAAUUAUGUGCUCUGUGGAGUCAAGAAGUAUGUUUUAUGCAUCUUUGUAUUCUCAGUUUUUAUAUAUAGAAGAGACUCAAGUAAUGUUUAUGAAUGACAAUGAAUUAUACCACCACCACACCUUCAUUCAUUCGUUGCCUGCUUUCAGUAAAUUUUUGGAAUUAAUUCCUCAUACUAUUAUUUUUGUUGAUUAAAAUUAGAAGUAUCCAA